Molecule: messenger RNA, 1625 nt
Organism: Chelmon rostratus (copperband butterflyfish)
Lineage: Eukaryota; Metazoa; Chordata; Actinopteri; Chaetodontiformes; Chaetodontidae
Product: butyrophilin subfamily 3 member A2-like
Exons: 6
Coding region: 144-1448 (434 amino acids)
Source: RefSeq, a predicted model, not a curated record
AGCCGCGACAUGUUAUCUAAAUUACAGGGCCGGGCUGAAUUGUUCGAUGGAUCUGAGGCCGAGGUCGACUUUGACCGCGCAGCCUACUUUCACUCUGAGCUCAGGCCGCUCGUCGACACACACAAACACGACAGAACUGCAGGAUGAUUCACAUGAAGUUCAGGCUCGUCUUGAAACUUCAGCUCGGUGACCUCUUGCAUCGGAGCGUGGUCCUCCUUCUCCUCCUGCACUCCUGUGGAGGUCAGUCUCAGGUGACGGACACAUCUCAGCCAUUAGUGUCAACGGUUGGUGAUGACGUCAUUUUACCAUGUCACAUGGAACCGGCUGUGGAUGCCAGCGACCUGACUGUGGAGUGGGCCAGAUCUGACCUUGAUCCCAGAUUUGUCCAUCUGAGGCGAGACGGUGUGGAGCUUCUGCCAAAGGAGCAUCCACUGUACAGGGGGAGGACAUCACUGUCCAUCAGCAAACUGAAGUGUGGAGACGUUUCACUGAAACUCUCCAAGGUGAAACUCUCUGAUGAGGGAACAUACAGAUGCCGCGUUCCCCCAUCCAGUGCAGAAUCUGUGGUAAAGCUUUCUGUAGGUUCUGUCUCCUCACCUGAAAUCAAGAUUUCCAAAGUCAGCAACGGGGUGAAGUUAGAGUGUAAAUCUGAAGGCUGGUAUCCACAGCCUGAGGUGUACUGGCUGGACGCUGAGGGAAAACUCCUACCUGCUGAACCUGCAAAGGCAGUCAGAGGUCCUGAUGGUCUCUAUGCUGUCAGCAGCAGAGUGACUGUGGAGAAGAGACACAACACCUUCACCUGUAGAGUCCACCAGAGGAACAUCAGCCAGACCAGAGAGACACACAUCCACGUUCCAGUUGAUCUCUUUAUGGUCCAGUCCAGUUCUUCUGUUCGCAUCUCCAUCUGCUCGGCUGUGUGCUUCCUGUUUAUUGUCGCCUGUUUCUUUCUUUUGUGGAAAGGGAGACAAACAAAAAUCAAGACAGAAAGAAGCAGACUGGCAGAAAAUGAGAAGAAGUAUCUGGAAAAGGUGAAGGCAAAACUUCUCGAGGAGUCACAGAAGAAUGAGAGAGAAUCACAACAUGUACGAGAGGUGAUUGAAGUCCUGACGGAGCAGAAGGAGAAUCUGAAGAACCAGAGAGAGAAACUGAUCUCACUACAGAAGGAGGACCUGAUACAGGAAGCAGAGCUCGAGCAGAAGCGGAGAGAUAACAAAAUGUUUAGGUCAGACAUUUCAACACAGAUUGAAAACACCAAACAGAGAGCAACAGAACAUGUAGAACUGUUGAAGAACACAGAGACACAACUAGAGACAACAGAGGAUCUGAUUAUUAGAAUGAAAGAAAGGAAGGCAGAGCUAGACAAGGACCAGGAGCAAAUAAAGAAACACCUGGAAGAGACAGAAAGACAGAUAGAAGAGAUUCAGAGGAAACCAAAGACAGAGCAGUGAGAGAGAAGAGGAGAGACAUGAUCCAUCAGCCAAUGAGCCUCGACGAUCGUUUGACUUCAAAAUCACACAACUGACAAACAUUUAGAAAUCUUUUGCCGUAUUUGUUGUAAUUUCAUGUGAGGCUUUUCUUCACUGACACUUUGUGCAGCACCUGUGAUUCAAUAAUCCUCAAUGAUU